This is a messenger RNA of Petromyzon marinus (sea lamprey), 4584 nucleotides long. RefSeq names its product protein FosB-like. Gene Ontology annotation, biological process: regulation of transcription by RNA polymerase II. The record is from RefSeq and is a predicted model, not a curated record. NCBI's taxonomy places the organism in Eukaryota, Metazoa, Chordata, Hyperoartia, Petromyzontiformes, Petromyzontidae. Gene Ontology annotation, cellular component: nucleus. Gene Ontology annotation, molecular function: RNA polymerase II cis-regulatory region sequence-specific DNA binding; DNA-binding transcription factor activity, RNA polymerase II-specific.
GCCGUGCGUGGGCAAGGCGGGGUUGGCGAGUGGUGGUUGUGGCUAUAAGAGCCGACGCCGUGACCCGGGAGCUCCACACAAGAUCAUCAUCGCGCACGCUGCCUCAGCUGCUGCUGCUACCUACGACCCACUGCUGCCACCUGACCCAGUGGACAAGGACAGAUUCCCUCUCGUCUGCCACGGGGCCGAAGGCAGCCUCUGAAAGGGGCCCCACCCUCCCCCCCCCAACUGAGAUGCUACAGGACUCCUCCUCCUCCUCCUACCUGGAACGGGAGAGCGGCUCUCGGGAGAGCCUCUCGUCAGCGCACGGCUCCCCUCCCUUCAUGAGCUCCGAUGCCGUAUUCGCCGCCGCCGCUGCUGCUGCUGCUGCGUCUUGCCAGGCGUUCGUGUGCGACCCGCCGGGAGCUGGCCCUCUCUUCGUGCCGACGGUCACCGACGUCACCACCAGCCGGGAGCUGCAGUGGAUGGUUCAGCCGACGGUCAUCGCCUCGGGGCCCCGCAAGGCCCCGCACGACCCCCAGGCGCUCCCCGUGGCCUUCCCUCCCGGUUCCUGCUGCCCGGACUCGGAGCCCUACCCGCUGGGGGGGGGUCUCCACACAUCCCCUCGCGUCCAUCUCCCAUCUCCAUCAGCAGCAGCAGCACCGACACCACCAGCAGCAGCAGCAGCAUGUGCGGCCGCAUGGGAGCAACCGAGGCGGCAGGCGGAGGAGAGACGAUGAUCUGAAUCCCGCGGACGCGGAGAAGCGUCGCGUGCGCAGGGAGCGGAACAAGCAGGCGGCCGCUCGCUGCCGGAACCGGCGCCAGGAGCUCACCGAGCGACUCCAGGCGGAGACGGACGAGCUGGAGGACGAGGGCGCGGGGCUCAAGUCGGAGAUCGAGAGAUUGAAGAAGGAUAAGGAGCGACUCGAGUUCAUCCUGGCCGCUCACCGCCCCGUCUGCAAGAUGCCCAGCGAGGAGGAGAGCGAGCGUGAGGGAAUGGCCGGUGCCUCCCCGUGCCUCUCGCACCUUCUGCCCAAGCGGGAGGAGCCGUCCUCUCUGGCCCCACCGCCACCGUCCAGAAGUUUCGCUCCGGCGGUCGGGGACUGUGCCAUGCAGCCCGCGCCGGAAGUGAGCAUCUCCGGCAGCUACUACUUCGACCUGGAGCCGCUGAGCAGCGCCGGAGCGCCGGCGUGCGCCCUCGCCUACACGGGCUACGCCGGGCAACUGGGCUACCCCGGCCACGAGGGACACGGCGGCUACGCGGGAUAUGCCAGCUACCCCGCGGCAUCGGUGGCCGUGGGGGGCGGCGAGCGCGGAUCGCAGGAGGAGGCGGGAGGCUGCGCCUCGUAUGUCGGGAGCCUGCGCCACUUGAGCAUGAGCAGCAGUGGCGGAGGCAGCGCCAGCGGCGGGGGGCAGGAGUCACCCGACUCACUUGGGUCCCCCACGCUGCUCGCGCUAUGAGACCCCCCCCCCACCCCCCCUCACUGAGAGCGUAAAGUGGAGAAAAAAUGAAAACGUGGGGAAGAGUUGAGGCGCAGUCGGUGGCGCUGCUGUCGGAGGUGCGGGCGGUACAACCGCACAUGGACUCACGGGGCAGGAGGAGCCCAGGCACUGGGUUAACUGGAUGGGAGUGGGGGAGAGCUGGACAGGGGAGGCCCCCGUUUCAAUCGCUGGAACAGGGCCCAUGCCAACCACACUCGGCCACUGUGGUGCUUGCAUCAGGCUUAGGAGUGACGUGAAUACUAAUGGUUGGUUGGUGAGCAUUAAGGGUGGCUCUAGUUUUGUCUUGGCUGGUGUGCUCUUAACAACGUACCCUGCCAAACUCUUUGCGGAGUCCGGCCUUUUCAAUGUUUUGUUCGCCGCGUACGUUUGGUGCCCACGGCGCCGUGGAGAGCGGCACGCGUGAGGACGGUCACAGCCUCGUUCUCGCGAUCGCGCAACACCGCGGUGACUCGUAUUUAUUUAUUCCUCGUAGGUUAUUUCUAUUUAUUUGUACGUUUAGUGUCAACGUUCGGCUCGUUUUAAAAACAAAUGUUGAAAACAACAUGAAACUAGUUUUACGAACUAUUUAUUUUGUUUAAAAAAAAAAAGCUUUUUGCACUGAGUCGUCGACUGAAGUAUGCGGUGCGUGGAAUCAUUUUUUGAAAUUGUUGGGAGUGGGGGACCGGUGGCCAUGUCGGCACACAUCGUGUCGCCGAGAGGGUCCGGAAAAAAUAUUCGGCGAGCGCACAACUUGUGGCCUACCGCCCCCCCCGCCGCCACCCCAUCCCCUCUGGUUUCAAGAAGGUUUGUGAAAAAAAAAGUCCCUAAGUCACCUGUACUGCGACGCCAUCGCAAACGGGGCGAGGCGGCUGCCCGAGGAGAGCAGCCGAGUCCAGGGACGGGGAUGGGAAAACGCCAACGAAGGCAGCUCUUAAUAUUCGUGUGCAUACAACUGUGAAACGCGGUUUAUCUCAUUGUAAUAACGCAGUGGUGUCUUGAUCAGCCCGCGUGCGACCAGACAAUCAGUUGUGCCAUACUUUAGGACCGAGGGCUUUAUACGACUUUCGCCGGGAUUGCAAACGAACGAAUGGGCAUAGUAGCUUGGCGGAGCACUUUUGCUCGUACCGUUAAGUAAUUUUAUUGAAUUGUACAACGUUAUUUUGCCGGCGUGGCGCCAACAAAGUGGCAUUAUUUUAACCGAGUCGACGAAGUCCUUGACACACAAAAAAUCGUUUGGCGCAAUGUGCUUUCCGGUACGUGGAUACCCAAGUCACUAUUGUGAUGCGAACCUCACGUUGGCAUCGUACGGCAACGGUUUGAACACGUGACCGCGCUUAUGAGACGAACGCGAAGUGAUCACCGCCAGUUUGCAGGCAUUCCACUCAUGUCAUGUUUACAGAUAUUUUUUGUACAUUUUGUGAGCAAACGUAGAUCGUUAACCUCCUCAGCAGGCAGCCUGGAGUCUUGGUAAUCACUCGCCGAGUGGCCACUGCCAUUCCACUGACAACUACUACAUAAUAAAAGUGCUCUCCGUUUAACGGUGAUUGUUUACCUUCAACAAAGUCAACUACAGUACAUUAUUUUCAUACAACAGCGACACGUGAUGCAUUUUUUAAAGGUUAUACUUUUACCUUUGGAUAUAAUCGCCCCGACUUGUAAGUUUGCAAUAAUGCACUUGGGUCUCUAACGAGAAAAUAUACUUAGCUUCACAACAUGCAUACCUUAAAAUAUCCAGACAUUCACAUUUUAUUGAAAUGUGUGCCACUGGUAACCAAAAGUAUCGUUUUUUUACGUCAGUGCCUGGGGUGGCCAGAAGGUGGUAUCAAAACAACUCUUCAUCAUCAUCGUAGAUGAUAAAAUAAUAAAUAAAACCCCACACACCCGGGCAUCAUGCAGCUACUAAAGCCAUCCUGGAUUCAGAACACGUUGGGUAUACACUUUGACGUUAUCGUAGGGACGUGGAAUAACAACAUACUAGCACUUAAACACAGACGCUUGACAUUACCCGAUAUCGGAAUCGCAGCCAGAAAUGAGUGCAUCCCUUACAACUCAAGUGGCGCACGGACCCCAGGAUAAUUUUGUUCAGCAAAAGUAGGCCUACAUUAUUAUGUGUGGCGGUAUUGUUAGGGCGCAGCCGCUGACACCGCGCGAGCACGGGCACGGUCACCGACAUGGUCACGAUCGCUCACGUGAUGUUGUAGCGCACAGCUGUUUACGCGUGGACGCAAUCGCUCGGCGUGCUUCGCUCCUGCUUCCUGCGUCGGCGCUGUGCGACGAAAAAUAAACACGGGCGCAUUUAUCGGAUUCCGCGGCGCACGCGAAAUGUCGUUGACUCGAUGUGGAUCGCGAAUUUAGUUUUGAACAGUGAGGCCCAUGUGGUGUGUGUGGCGAGACCGGGUGGUGUGUUUCCGGACGAGGCUGCAGUUGGCACCGAGUUGUACGCCGUGAGUUGAAGGAGCGUUCGGGCGAGGGCAGGGGUCGGGGCAAGCAAAAAUAACAAGAGCAGCCAUUCUUUUCGAAUUUGCUAAAAAAAAAAAUAUUUCAAGAGCAGAAACGCAGGCGAAUAACAUCACUGAGAAGCGGUUCUUAAAGAGCCGCAUGCGGCUCCGGAUCCGCAGGUUGCCCACCCCUGGGCAAGGGAAUUAAAUCCGAUUGGGCCAGAAGCCACUAUCUGCCUCGAUGUGUUUCCCUGCAUGGGGAUUGUUAGAUCUUAGUUUGGAAAGCAAAGCUUCGUAUCCCGAUGUGUAGUUUACAAAAAUAAAAUAUUCGCAGGUUCUGGUGAAUUUCGAAAAGAUAUGGUAAUUUGCAUGGCGACCUUGUGUGAGUUACUGCAUGCCUCUAUUUUCUUAAAAAAAUAAACCAUUUUACAAACUGACGGAAAUCGAGAGUUAAUAUAUAAAACAUUGGUAUAUUUUUGAUGUAAUAUUUACGUACUGAAAUAUUUAUUUUCAUAAGAGUAGGCAGUGUGUGCGUGCGCGUAUGUUUUACGACGUUUGUCAACGUUUUGUUUUCCAUGAAAACGUAACGACGCCUAGGCGUUCAAUGUUUGCCAAUUUGUACACAUUUAUUUUUUUAUACCAUCGUUAGAGACUUAGUGUAAACAAAAAGGUACGGAAUAAAAUA